Molecule: messenger RNA, 883 nt
Organism: Asparagus officinalis (garden asparagus)
Lineage: Eukaryota; Viridiplantae; Streptophyta; Magnoliopsida; Asparagales; Asparagaceae
Product: expansin-A4
Biological process (GO): plant-type cell wall organization
Cellular component (GO): extracellular region
Source: RefSeq, a predicted model, not a curated record
UCCCUUCACUCCACUCUCUCUCUCUCUCUCUCUCUCUCUCCUCCCAAAAUGACUUCUCUCUCACUGACCCUCGCUUUCUCUCUCCUCGCAUUCUCCUUGUUCUCUCUCUCCUCCGCCCGCGUCCCCGGCGUCUCCUGGCAGUCCGCCCACGCCACCUUCUACGGCGGCAGCGACGCCUCCGGCACAAUGGGAGGGGCUUGUGGGUACGGGAACCUCUACAGCCAAGGCUACGGCGUCGAGACGGCGGCGUUGAGCACGGCGUUAUUCAACGAGGGGCUGAGCUGUGGGGCCUGCUUCGAGAUCAAGUGUGAUAACGACCCCAGGUGGUGCCACGCUGGCAGCCCGUCCAUUUUUAUAACGGCGACUAAUUUCUGCCCGCCCAACUUCGCUGCUGCGCGGUCGGAUAACGGGUGGUGUGAACCGCCGCCGCGGCCACAUUUCGAGACCUUCGCGAUGCCCGUGUUUCUCAAGAUCGCCGAGUACCGCGCUGGUAUUGUCCCCGUUUCUUACCGGAGGGUCCCAUGCAGAAAACGUGGUGGGGUCCACUUCACGAUCAACGGCUUCAGGUACUUCAACCUCGUCCUCGACGCUGGCGACAUCGUAAAGGUCUACAUCAAGGGCACGAAAACUGGGUGGAUGCCGAUGUCUCGGAACUGGGGGCAAAAUUGGCAGUCCAACGCGGUUUUGGUGGGCCAGGCCCUCUCCUUCAGGGUGACCGGCAGCGACCACCGCACCUCCACCUCUUGGAACAUCGCCCCCGCCAGCUGGCGGUUCGGGCAGACCUUUGCCGGUAAAAACUUCAGGGUGUAGUCCGCGGGUGCAGUUUUUGGUGCCCUCGCCAUUGUGUCCUCUUCUUUUUUUUUAUGUAGGGGUAUGUUGGUAA